Molecule: messenger RNA, 1350 nt
Organism: Aspergillus luchuensis
Lineage: Eukaryota; Fungi; Ascomycota; Eurotiomycetes; Eurotiales; Aspergillaceae
Exons: 2
Coding region: 1-1350 (449 amino acids)
Source: RefSeq, a predicted model, not a curated record
AUGGCCGGAUCUACCUUCCCACCUUCACCCCCUUCAUCUAAUACCGGAGCAUCCAGGCUCGAUGCUCGCGCCAGAGAAUUGGUAGAAAAGACAUUUGGUAUCACCGUUGACGGAGUUGAGCGCGCUCCCAUUCUUGACUACAACGCAAAUACCAUCUCUUAUGAAGUCUACUUCCUCCAUACUAUGUGGAACAUACGCGAUACUCCUAAACAGCCUGGAGUGGCACGCAUGCCAUCAGGAACGAAGCAAGUAAUCAUACAAUUUAAAAUCCCUGAGCAAAACAUGGACAAGAGGCGCUGGGCGGAGAACAAGGUCGCUGCUAUGUACACGGCGCGAACGAUUCUUUACAACACCGUCUUUCUCCGCACUGUGCCGGAGGUAUAUGCAUGGAGCGAUGGAAGCGAUGAUGAACAUAACAAGGCAUGGAUUAUCCAUAGCUCUCAUCCACCCGGGGAUGCCCCACUGAGUCAGUCGUUUUAUCAAAUGUCUUCGGAACACCAAGGCGAGAUUUUGGGACAGAUUGCGACACUACACAAGCUCUUUCAAGACUAUGAUCAUAUGGCUAUAUGUCAGGGAUACGGGGGUUUUAGAUUUUCAAAGGAAGGAUAUGUUCGCUCUGGCGAGGCCCUAAUGAACGGCGUCGGCGGUCCGUUUGGCAAAUUAGGUACUUACCUCACAGAGUUACUGCGGCGAGAUUUGAGAAGGGCGGAAAAGCGACCAGAUAUCGACGGAUGGAGAAGGAGCCCAGAGUUGAGAAGGAAGCUUGAGAAUUUCGUUGAGCAGUCUGUUACAGAUGUAGUGGCUGAGAUACCCGAGUAUCGCCCAACAUUCACCCUGAACAGGAUCGAACUUGGGAAUUUUCUUAUCUCAGAAAGACCAGAUCAAACACCGAUCAUAUCCUACAUCCUCAACUGGAAUUAUGCUUCUCUCAGUCAUCCCCUGGAGGAGUUCAUCCACUCCUACAACAGCCUACAUGGCGCGCUAUUAUUUCCCUUUGAUAAGGACAGCCGUGCCAUGUCCCGAUGCAUCCUAGAAGGAUUUCCAGAUGGAGACGUGGACGUCGAUCUGAGAGAUCUUGACAACUAUGCCUACUACAAUGACGGCAUGGGUGCGCAAUGCCACUAUAACAUAGCGAAGAAUCUAUACGAGGCCUUGCACAUGGCAGAGGUAGACAGGCCUCAAGAUAUGGAGGGAGCAGAGACGUUGAUUGCAUUUUUUGGCUUCUGUGCAGCUGUCGGCGGGCGAGGAUUGUACCGUGACGAUCCAGCAGCCGAUGCCAAGCCGGAUGAGGUGUAUAAGAGCAAAGCUAAACUGGUCAAGGACUACUUGAAGCUCUUUGGUUACUGGUAG